AUGGAUGAUGAGAAUGAAGAGCAAGAUCCACAGUCACCGCCGCCUUCACCUCCACCUCCACCUCUACCGCCAGAAGAACAACCUCACUCCACAAGCCAAUAUGUACCUCAGAUACAGUUUUCUACGUCAUUCCCGAUACAUCCGCCGCAGUUUAACUCAAGAGAGGGAGGUUCUUUUAGCCAGUUGCUUGGGUUCAUGGCCUCAGAUGCCGGCCAAGCACAAUAUAGCCAGCAGCCCAACUUCAUGGCGGGUAGGUAUUCGUUUGACGCAAGGAGUGAGGGCGGUCGAGGAGUUCUUAAUAGUCAAAACCCGAGCCGUGUUUUGAUGACUCUGAUUGAAGAAAAUGCUAAUACAUUUGAGCAAGAGACUGAUGAGUACUUGGUGGAUGAGCCAGAUGACGAGGGAGACGAGGAGGAUGAGGAGGAGGAAGAAGAUGAUGACAUGGACCAGGAUAAAGAAUCCCGUAAUGAUGCAGGUGACACCUGCACUCCAGAUGAGACUGGAAAAGGCUACAAUUUCAGGAUUGAUCCACCGCGGCGUAGCACGAGCCGAUACACUCCGUCUGUGUUCAAAAAGACCGCGAAAAAAUGCAAGAACAUCGUGAACUUUGGAAAGUGGACAGCGAGGAAGUAG
Molecule: messenger RNA, 633 nt
Organism: Arachis ipaensis
Lineage: Eukaryota; Viridiplantae; Streptophyta; Magnoliopsida; Fabales; Fabaceae
Source: RefSeq, a predicted model, not a curated record